Molecule: messenger RNA, 588 nt
Organism: Teleopsis dalmanni
Lineage: Eukaryota; Metazoa; Arthropoda; Insecta; Diptera; Diopsidae
Exons: 2
Coding region: 64-531 (155 amino acids)
Source: RefSeq, a predicted model, not a curated record
AAAAACAAAUGUCAUAAACACUAGUGAAUGAGUUUGUACGCACACCGCUUGUAAUAUUAAAUUAUGUCUCUUACCUUCGAUUUCGAUAGUGAAAGUGAAACUUACGAUGUUGAAGCAAUUAGUUAUAAAAAAAUUGAAAAUAAAAUAACUAAGCUUGGUUAUGCUGACGGUAAGAGCGACGGAAACGACGCAGGCGUGGAAAAGGGUUUCAGACAUGGUUUUACUGAUGGCUUACUUACGGGCUUUCACUUGGCAAAAUACAAAACAUUCUAUGCCACAAUGAAUUCCAAGAAAAAAGAAAAUACAGCACUAACAGAUGAGCAUAAGGUUUAUGAAAAAUUGGAAGUACCUGCUCCUAUGGACAAAACACAUUAUCAAAGCGAUCAAUUUAAAGAUUUAAGUUUGGAGCAAAUGUCCAGAAGACAACAUAAAUAUAUAAGAAAAAAAUUAGAUGAGUUUGAAUUGAAGUUGCCAUUGGCUACAAAUUUAUUAGUGGCGGAUGGUAAUUUCUUGUAUACACAAAAUAACUAAUUUAUAUUAAAUAAUUAUUAAAUUUGUUUAAAAUUAUUACUUUUGCGUCGAAAUUUU